AUGAGAGCACAGGAGAGCACAGGAGAGCACAGGAGAGCACAGGAGAGCACAGGAGAGCACAGGAGAGCACAGGAGAGCACAGGAGAGCACAGGAGAGCACAGGAGAGCACAGGAGAGCACAGGAGAGCACAGGAGAGCACAGGAGAGCACAGGAGAGCACAGGAGAGCACAGGAGAGCACAGGAGAGCACAGGAGAGCACAGGAGAGCACAGGAGAGCACAGGAGAGCACAGGAGAGCACAGGAGAGCACAGGAGAGCACAGGAGAGCACAGGAGAGCACAGGAGAGCACAGGAGAGCACAGGAGAGCACAGGAGAGCACAGGAGAGCACAGGAGAGCACAGGAGAGCACAGGAGAGCACAGGAGAGCACAGGAGAGCACAGGAGAGCACAGCAGAGCACAGCAGAGCACAGCAGAGCACAGCAGAGCACAGCAGAGCACAGCAGAGCACAGCAGAGCACAGCAGAGCACAGCAGAGCACAGCAGAGCACAGCAGAGCACAGCAGAGCACAGCAGAGCACAGCAGAGCACAGCAGAGCACAGCAGAGCACAGCAGAGCACAGCAGAGCACAGCAGAGCACAGCAGAGCACAGCAGCGCACAGCAGCGCACAGCAGCGCACAGCAGCGCACAGCAGCGCACAGCAGCGCACAGCAGCGCACAGCAGCGCACAGCAGCGCACAGCAGCGCACAGCAGCGCACAGCAGCGCACAGCAGCGCACAGCAGCGCACAGCAGCGCACAGCAGCGCACAGCAGCGCACAGCAGCGCACAGCAGCGCACAGCAGCGCACAGCAGCGCACAGCAGCGCACAGCAGCGCACAGCAGCGCACAGCAGCGCACAGCAGCGCACAGCAGCGCACAGUAGCGCACAGUAGCGCACAGCAGCGCACAGCAGCGCACAGUAGCGCACAGUAG
This is a messenger RNA of Aedes albopictus (Asian tiger mosquito), 915 nucleotides long. RefSeq names its product sperm acrosomal protein FSA-ACR.1-like. Lineage: Eukaryota; Metazoa; Arthropoda; Insecta; Diptera; Culicidae. The record is from RefSeq and is a predicted model, not a curated record. The transcript has a single exon. The coding region runs from base 1 to 915 and encodes 304 amino acids.